Messenger RNA from Eucalyptus grandis, 669 nucleotides. RefSeq lists its product as uncharacterized. The record is from RefSeq and is a predicted model, not a curated record. Bases 1 to 669 code for a protein of 222 amino acids. The transcript has a single exon. Lineage: Eukaryota; Viridiplantae; Streptophyta; Magnoliopsida; Myrtales; Myrtaceae.
AUGGGAAAUGCGGUGUCGCCAUGCUGGCACCACCAAGACAGCUCCAGAUCGCAGGUGAAGCUCAUCUUCUGGGAGGGGAUGACGCGGACGCUGAAGGGGAGGCACGUCGCCGGCGAGAUCAUGUUCGAGUUCCCGGACAAGAUGGUGUGCCACGCGGGCUCCUUCUUCCUCGGCCGGCCGAUCCCCGCCCUCGCCAUCGACGACGACCUCAUGUUAGGCGAGACGUACUUCAUCCUCCCCCUCGAUUGCUUCCCUGGCCACCAGGGCGGCGGCGAAGGAGGCGGCGCCACGCUCUCAACCUCCUCCCUCGCCGCGCUGGGCUCGGCGAGCCCGAGGCCCGGUCCGAUGAGCUUCAGCGAGGGCGACCCGUUCGAGUACAUCAGGGGCAAGGACGGGAGGGUUCUGAUCAAGAUCGUGCCGGAGUUCCUCACGAGGCUGAUCACAAAAGGGAAAGGGAACGACGAUGCGGACAGCAAAGACAGGUCGGUCAGCCCGUGCCGCGGCACGCUCUGCAGCACGCCAGAGCUGCAGAAGCAGUACGAGCAGUUGGUCGGGGCGAGGGAGCAAGUAUGGUCGCCGAAGCUCGAGACGAUAUCGGAGUACAAGAUUAGGUACUCGCCGUGCCGGUUCAUAGGAUUGGAGUGGAAGCAAAAGGAGAAGGAAGGUUAA